UUUGUCCGGUUGGCAACGCGAAACAUUUUCACAUGUCAUGACAACAAUGUUUGUGCAAUAAUCAGAGAGAAACAUUUUGAAAUUACGGAAUGAAUAGCCAGCGGAAAAAGAAAAUUAUGUUAUGGAAUACGAAGUUUUAGAAUUAGCAACUGAGGAAGAAUGUGAUUCAACUGUCUCAAAACGAAGUAGAAAUUUUCCUCCUUCGCGAACGGCGAAUGAUCAGCUGCUUUUUGGUACUAUGUGUGUCUUAAAUCACAAUACAGUUUUUGAACUACAUUCGGUUGCAAUUAAAUGUAAAACAGUAAAAUGCUUAGCAAGCGAGGAAAAAUUUCUUUCUUUGGGAUGCCCACACUUGGAUUCAGUACUAAGGGGCGGUUUUGUCAACAGAGGCAUUACACAAAUUUAUGGAGCAGCUGGUACUGGGAAAACUCAAAUAGCCCUACAACUCUGUUUGACCGUUCAGCUUCCAAUUGUGCACGGUGGUUAUGAAGCUGGGGCAGUCUAUAUUUCUACAGAGGGAGCUUUCCCUUCGAGGCGUCUUCAGGAAUUACUUCGUGAAUCAAACCUCACAAAAAAGUUCAAUGUCACUGCUGAUAUAAUUUUUGUUACAACGAUACAUGGCGAAAACACAAUUCAAGAACUUGAGAACUGUAUUGUUCAAAAAAUCCCACAUUUGAUGGCUACCAGAAAAAUCGGUCUGCUGAUACUGGACUCUAUUGCUGCACCUUACAGAGCGGGAUAUUCACUCAACACAUUCGGAGAUAGAGCAAAGAGUCUGUGGAAUAUUGCCAAUCAAUUACACAAUUUAGCCAGUCAAUAUAAGCUUACGGUUAUUUGUAUUAAUCAGGUAUCUGCAGCAAUUUCAUUCAACAAUUAUGAAGUAAUUCAUCCUACAGAACAGCCAACACUAGGUAUAACAUGGGCUAAUAUGAUAACAAACAAUUUUUAUCUAUGUAGAACAGGUGACUGCCGUUACCUCUAUACUAUGCAGUCAUCUUACCUUCCUCGCACCCAUAUUGAAUACAGAAUCACAGGUUCAGGAGUAUCAGGUGUGUGUAAAAAUAAAUAAUCUAUAUUAUUUGUA
Neodiprion fabricii is the source of this 1084-nucleotide messenger RNA. Its product is annotated as DNA repair protein XRCC3-like. The record is from RefSeq and is a predicted model, not a curated record. Gene Ontology annotation, cellular component: replication fork; Rad51C-XRCC3 complex. The transcript has 5 exons. Gene Ontology annotation, biological process: resolution of mitotic recombination intermediates; double-strand break repair via synthesis-dependent strand annealing; t-circle formation. Gene Ontology annotation, molecular function: ATP binding; four-way junction DNA binding; ATP-dependent DNA damage sensor activity. NCBI's taxonomy places the organism in Eukaryota, Metazoa, Arthropoda, Insecta, Hymenoptera, Diprionidae. Bases 122 to 1069 code for a protein of 315 amino acids.